GUGAUAGUUAUUGUACACGAGGAAACGCUGCCCUGUGUGUAUGUUUCAGCUGUAGAGUAGAUAGAUAAGUUAUGCCGCAAUGAUUUCUCCAGUUUUAGAUGAACCUGACCUGGGGACACUUUUUAGAUCCUUUGUUUCAGAGGAUGAUCUAGGACAAGAUGUCAGAGAUAAGCUCCAGUUAUUUUUGGAGAGGCUUACAGAGAGUGCAAGGAGCACAACAAAACGGGUUAAAGAGCGCUCCCUAGAGGAGGCAUUGCAGAUCCUGAGGAAAGUCCCACCGCCUCUGCUGCAGCCGCUGAAGUCUGAACAACAUCGGCGUCUCGUUCAGCUCCUCCUGUCAUCGCAGAUAGAUGCGGUGAACACGUCUGCAUCAGCCUGUCGCAAACUAGACCAGAUGUUGCAACACCUGGCUCAGGCCAACAAGUCUUUAGUAUUUGACGAGGUCCAACAAUGUCUUCACAGACUACUCCACCAGGAGCAGGUGUUGUCAUUAAAGGACCUUCAAAUAGCGUGUAUGUUCCUGGAGGAGAGCACGAUGGGCCGAGAAGGUUUAAGACUAGCGUUUUCAUCCCUGCUGUGUAAAAUCACCACGUUGUUACCUGACAUUAUGGAAGACGAAGCAUCAAGAAACGGUGCUAUGUGUUAUCAGGCAGUCAAGGUGUGUCUGCAAAUGUUCCAGCUGCUGCCCGAACAAGUGGUGCCUCUGGUCUUUUCAGAUCAGGAAGACAAGCCUUAUAUGAGAGAGAUUCUGGGAUUUCUUAUGAACAUUAUCUUAGGAGAGGUGUGUAACAGGGACACACGGUUGUUGGCAGGCACAGCUGUGGCCAUGCUGAUCUCCGUAGCACCUGACAGUGAGAGUGGAACUUCAUCAGCCUCCAGUUUACUCCAGGUUACCGGCACAGAACAGUGUAGUUUGACACUAGGGCAGUUGCAGGUAGACUGUUCUCCCAGAGGCUGUGAUGGAGUUGACAGACUGAGUGUAUCCAGAGGACUCCUGACCUGCUUAAAGAAGGACAUACUCGUUCACCAGAGUACAGCCCAACAGACCUGCCUCCUCCUAGACGGGUUGUUUCCUCUUGUCUCAGAUUUGCUCAGAGAGAAACUGGACUGUCACUACUAUGUGUUUCAAGUGUUUAUCUUGUGGCUGAAAAGUGUGAAAGAAUGCCUGCCCGAGAUUAGGGAGAUCUCCGGUGCUUCUUUUCUUGGAGAACAUUCAACCCUAAGAGACAAACUCACACAAAUCAUUUGGGACAAUGCAGAGAGCCCGAUAGAGGGCGUGUCUGAAUCGGUUCGCACUGCCUUCAGUUUGUUCCUGGAGAUUUAUGAGCUGGACUGUCGGCUUUCUGGAGAUGCUGAGAAACGGCUUUAUGUCGACUUAUUGCACAGGAUUGCGGAGUUGCCGUGGGAGUCCAGGGCCAAGUACUCACCGCUCAGUGGCCUCCUGCAGUACAUGGGUACAGACAAGGUCCUGGAACAGUAUCCGACUCUUCCAUCUCAUAUCUAUAAGUGCCUCUCCACUAAUCACCUUGCACCUUGCGCCUCUGAGACCUACAAGUUGCUGCUACAGGAGCAAAGACGAGAGCUUAGCGUUAAUACAGUGAAGGAAGCUCCGCCCACUGAGCUACACCUAGCUGCACACUGGGUGCAGCGAUGGCAACCAACAAUCCUGACUGCUCUGACCUCUGAUGUCACUCAAAUUCAGAGUAACACCUCUAGCUACCUCCUGCCCUGCACCCUGCGCUGCUUCCCGGGAGCGUUUGACUCGCUGCUAGCUGCUCUAGAUCCUGCUGUCCCGGGGCACCUACGAGCAUGGGUUUGUAUCAUGAGCGCCCAGCGAACAGUAAACGGUCAUCUGUAUUGGAUUUCAGAGAGCAACUUGGUAACACUCCAGCUAGCCUUGUCGUCUCUGGAUGCCGGGGUGCGCUUAGCGGCAUUCAAUCUUAUCUGCUGCAGCCUGAAGACUAAAGAACCUCCAGCGGAUGUGGAAUACGCUGCCGUGAGAGAUUUUCUUCCUUUGAAUCUGAACAGCGAGUCGUCUCCGUUUCGUCAGCACCUCCAGGCUGCGAUCAGGAAAUUCCUCGUGCGUAUUCGGGACAGUUGUAUGGCGAUCCUCAAAGGUCAAAAAAGUAAAAGAGGUCUGAGCAAAGAAGAAGAGAAGGAGCUUGAACAAGGCAUAGACUUUAUUGACUGGCUGGCGCAGUUGCCGUUAGUUUCCUUGGCUCCUGGAAACAGCUUCCAGAGAAAGAAGACAGCUCUUCUGCUGCUAGCUGCAAUUCUGGAGACCUGCUCAGACUCCUGGAGUCCAGACAGGAAGAAGGGUCAGCCACCAGCUAACAUGUCCGAGCUGAUAAACUGUGCAAGACAAAGAGGAAAGUGGGAUUUUUACUGCCGGUCAAGACAACUGGUCCUGAUUGGCUGUUUGGAGGAUGUGACCAAUGAGAUCCGUGAGCAUGCGGCUGAGCUGCUGGUGAGGUUUUUCCCGCAGUCUCUGGAGUCUGACGUCGCCGCUGCGCUGUUUAACCGAGCAGAGAGACGUCUGCACAGCCCACGUGUCCAGGAGGCCCAGAUGGGGGCUCUGAUGAUCAAACUUCUGCUGCAGAAGCGUGUGUCUCUGGAUGGUGUGGUGUCAGAGGCUCUGAAUCAGGAUGACGUGCAGUCAAUCAGGCUGAUCAGACACCUACUACAGACUCUGGAGAAACAAUACCUGACCGCCAAACAGGACAUGCUGCUCGCUGCCCGCUCCUCACCUCUACAUGGUGCGGUCAGUGCUGUUCACAAGUGUAUGCUGGACGUUCCCGGGGUUUUGGCUGAAGCUUUAGACAGCAAUAUGAUAGCAGAAAUGCUCUCACUGCUGGAGAAGAUCACGCUCCUGCUGCUGGGUGUGUUGUACGGAGAUCAGAACAUGGAGGACAAAGAAGUCCCGCCUUCAUUCUGUGACAUGGGAAACGCCAUCAGCUCUCUGAUUGGACACAAUGGAGCGGAGGUAGAUGAUGACGGAGAAGAGAACGUGCUGCUAUCUGAAGAGCACAGUCUGGUGCUGACCUGCUGCUGGGUUACGCUGAAGGAAAUAGGGAUUUUUCUUGGCUCUCUGGUUGAGAGGAUUCAAUCACUCACUCAUAGGGAUAGAACACUGCUAACUGUAGAAGAUCUACAAAAGGCUUCGAAAGUAUUUAAGGACAUUAUUCUUAAAUGCCGGCACUGGGGGGCAGUAGAAGGCUGCUGCAUUGGAUUCACUAAAUUCUGCACUGUCCUUCUUACCAGCUCUGAUCCAAAGCUCAGAGAAAUCCCAAACCGCAUUCUACAGCAGGGUCUGUGUGUCCUUCAGACUCCCCGCAGCACUUCGGUGACGAGACGGGCAGCGGGUUUGCCGAUGCUUAUUCUUGGCGUGUUGGCAGCAGAGGAGAGCAGCACCUCUCACCCAUUACUGGCCCACACUAUCAGCACACUGCUGGAAAUAGCUGGAGCUCCACUGCCCCAGAACUGGGACCAGACCCUUGAUCUGCCCCAAGUGUGUGCCGUUCACACAGUUCAGGCGCUAGUGAAAGGCUCCAGUCUGGGGUUGACUAUUCUUCAGUACGCUCCUGAGAUCACCAUCCUGUCACUCACACUCCUCAGCUCUCCUUGUUGGGCCAUGAGGAAUGCUGCACUUCAGCUUUACAGUUCUCUCUGCUCCAGGAUGUUGGGUCAGAGGCCUGCUGGUGAUGAUGUCUCUGCCCAGUAUGGCAUGUCCUCCCCGGCUUUUUUUAAGCAUUAUCCUGCAUUAAAGCCCUUCCUCCAGGAGGCAUUAGAAAAAGCAGCCACAGACCUUCAUGAAGCCAGACUGAGCCUUCACCCCUCUCUCUAUCCGAUCCUGACCCUGCUGGCCAAGCUGCAGCCUGGAGCUCAGGAGCAAACACAAGCUCUGUCAGACUUCCUGCCUCCGCUGCUCCAGCUAGUCGCUAGCCCAGUAUAUGGUGUGAGAGCGAUGUCAGCCCAAGCCCUGGUUGCUAUGAUACCACCUACAGAGUAUGUGGCAAGCGUCCUGAGAGUGGUGGAAGAGCUGCGGGAGAAGCCAAGUAGCCCAAGCUGUCACAACCGCAUGCAUGGCCAACUCCUACAGAUUAAAGCCGUUCUGACCAGAGUGCUUCACCCUGACAACCCUCGCCCACCCUCUCUGUGUGCCGUGGUGGAGGCGAUGGAGGUCCGAAUUUGGCUGGCAUCCCAUGAGCAGAGGUGUCCUUUGGUGCGCCAGGCAUACGUAGCCGUGCUGGGGCUGCUGAGAGAGAACUGCUCGAAGGCUUUCCUCAUCAGAUUUGGCUCUCUGCUGAUGAAGGAACUUCACAGGACUCCACACAUUUUAGAGCUUGGCUCCGCCUCCUUCCACCAAAGUGCAGUGCAUUACCUGUGUGAUGACCCUGACUGGGCGUGGCAGCUGUGGCUCAACCUAUCCAAUGGGAGCACAGUUACUCGUCUCGCUUUGGUCAAGUGGGUCAAAGAGGGGCGGGGCUGGAGAGGAAGCCGCCUACAGCAUGAGCUGGUGAAGGCACUCCAGGGCAGUCUGAGACAGGCACUCGUUGAUCAGGAUAUUGAGUACAAGGGAGCAUACUUAUCAGCGUUGGUGGAAGUCAUGACCCCAGACAUGUUGAGCGCAACCAGGUCUCAGCCUCUCGUAUUCAAGCUUGAAGAGGAAGAGCUUCACCUGUGUGUUCAUCUCCUCCUGGAGGAUCUGGAGGGAAGCCGAGGAGGGCCAGAGCUCCUCUCUCAGAGCCUGUGUGUUCUGUCUCUGCUACUUUCUCCAAGCACUGACAUGGCUAUACUGCAGCGUUGGUGUGUGUUAUUAGAAACACACAGAUGUGCUGAGGCUCCUGAAGCUCUGCGAUUAGCCUGUGCCCAGGCUCUGCUUCUGACUGGAGCUGCGAUAGUGACCAGCAGCCUGAUGAGCUGCACUGCUCUGAAAGCCCUCAGUACCAGGCUGAUCAGUACAGGUGUUCACCUACUGCAGGAUCAGAGUCAGCAAGUGAGAGCCCAGGCGGCUGUCUUUGCUUCUGUCAUCUCAAACUCUCAGGCAGUCUCAAGCACCCAAUCACUACGUAUGCUGUUGGACCUGCUACUGGGGGAAUUCUGGGAUAGCAAGGGCACUUUGGAGGCUUUGGUGUGUCACUUGCCAGACUGGGAUAUUAGAAGUGUACUUCAAGAGGCAAAGCUCACACAAUGCAGCAGUCUGUACGAGCAGGACAACGCAAACAUGUAUUUGGAGCCUUCUGUGAUUACUGAGACCGUGCUGCCGUAUUUACUUUGCCUGGCGAAACGGUACCCAGAAUCCUCUGUUCUUGCCAAGCUCCUGGAUCAGUGGGAACAAGAAAAUACGGUCUGUGUCAGAGAAAACCUCCAAAUCUGUGCCAAGCUUCAUUUGGGUGACACUCUGGAUCCUGAUUGGCUGAGUGUGCUGAUGGAGCCACGUUUCCAUGGCGCCCUUUGUGGGCUGUACGCCAAGGCUGCCUUUCUGCUGCAGUUCCAAAACGUUUCCAAAAAAGCUCGACCCCUGGUUGAACCUUCAUUCUUAGCUCAGGACCUGCUGGAUUUACACACGCGGCUCAGCCUGCGUGGAGUUUAUAUCCCAGACAGUUUUAUUAACGCCGUCGGAACAGAACGGGUGUAAACUGACGCAAGGGGUUUUGGGGGAUUGUUGUAUUGUUACCUUGGGGUAUUAGUGACUAUAGGGUUACCUGGAUCUACCUCUAUUCCAGAUAAAGUAGAAGAAGUGAGUCAGUAUUGCGUUGAUGAUUGAAUGUUGUUGUGGUUCUGAAUAUCAGGAAACAUCGCUCUCCUUCCUUCAGACAGAGAUGUGUGAAAGGCUAUAUAUCAGAGUGGGAGUCGGAUAACAUCCAGUGGAUGAAGGCCACUUUUUAAUUUAUUUUAUUUUAAUAAUGUCACAUUUUUUAAAAUUGUAUGCAAUUACAGGCAUCAGAGCAGGGGUGUCCAAUCUUAUCCGCAAAGGGCCGGUGUGGGUGCAGGUUUUCGUUCCAAGCAAGCAGAAGCCACACCUGAGUCUACUGAAAGCCAAGAUCAGUUGAUUAGCCAGUUGGAAUCAGGCAUAGCUUCUGCUUGGUUGGAAUGAAAACCUGCACCCAAACCGGCGCUUUCUGGAUAAGACUGGACACCCCUGCAUUAGAGUGUGUAUACAUUUGUGUGCUUGUGACUUACACAAUGUGAGAAAGCACCAGCGACUGAAAUACGUAUGACUAAUAUCCUAAAGGUGAAGUGUGUAACGUUUUAAAAAGCAUGUAAUCACAGAGAGAUCUUAAAAAACACUGUGAUCUGGAUGAAGCUAGUUUUACACCCAGAAAUGAGCUCCAUCCCCCUCCAUCCAGCUGAUUCAGAGCGUCUCAGCACUGCUCAGUUUCACAAAAAGACAGCUCAUGCUUAAGUAAUGUCAUCUCUGAAUUUGCACGGCUCCUAGCAGGCAGCUGGGGACUCUACAAUGUACAAACUUCUCCUUUAAUGAUGUUCUUUUUUAAUAACACCAUGUAGUCUGACCAUAACCAGGAAGUUGAUUUUGUUUUUAUUAUACUUUUUUAUUUUAUUUUAUUUAUUAUGUUGAUAUCUGAUCUGAUAUUUGAUAUGUGAGAAUAAUUUCUCCGAUUAAAGUUUGACUUCUAUUUUUUUUUUUAAACCUUGGUUAUUUGUGUCAAAAAAGCACCCGAGGGGAAAAACCUCCUACAGAGACUGGUACAAUAUUUGUCCCAUCUUGGACUGUAAAACUGGAAUGGAGUUAUAUUUAGGUACAUUAUACAAUGAACGUAUAUAAAACAAAUGAUCUUUUGGAAGUAAGUCACAUCAGAUAUGUUGGAAGAUUAGCGAGCUAUUUGAUUUGUGCUCUGUGUAGCAUUAUGCUACAUGGUGGAUUACGGACAAUACCAUGCCCUGGGUUUUCAGAGUGCCGUUUCCACAGAACUGGUUUCAACUGCCUUAUUCCAACCCACACUAUCUCCUCCGGCUUUUAUAAACCGCAUUCACAUCCCAUUUUCUUCUCUCUCCCUCUCUCUUCCGCGUUUGUACUACGCCUCUAUACUCGUUCAUUCUCCCCCUUUAUUUCCCUCCUUCACAUAUCUCAUCCCUCUGAAUUAGCGUUUAGAGUCUGAUCUGGUUUCCUCAGCAGUGGAUGGAGUGCUUGUAUCAGGCGGUGAUGUAAUCUUCGUGGCAGCAGCAGGGAUGGAGUUGGAUAAGUGAAUCAGCAGGGGAAUACAGCAUGCUUUAGGCCUCAUUACAGGCCCAUCUGCCAGGUGAAGAGUCACUUAGUGUCCACAGCAAGAUUUAUUUUUCCUUCCCAAUUACUUCUUAGCACCUCUGGGUUUCGGGUAUGGGAACAAUGUUUAGACGAUAAGAGAUUCUUGUUCCCCACUAAGUCUAAGGAGUUAGAAAAUUGUGGCAACUUCUAGAAAUACAGUUUUAUCUACAUUUAAAAUAAUUUGUAGAUGGUAGAUGGUCCAGGAGUCAGGAAAAUGGGUGACUUGCUAAACAUGGUGACCCUAGAGAGGGAAAGAAACCAUUUAGCUUGAAUUUUAUGGAGUGUCAUUGAUUCACACACAAAAGAUUCAAGAGUUUUAUUGUCAUAUGUACUAGUACAAUGAAAUUGUUUACCUUGUUUACUCCUCUCGAGAAUGACAGGGUAGAAGGGGGGUACAAG
Molecule: messenger RNA, 7666 nt
Organism: Hemibagrus wyckioides
Lineage: Eukaryota; Metazoa; Chordata; Actinopteri; Siluriformes; Bagridae
Product: thyroid adenoma-associated protein homolog
Exons: 31
Coding region: 80-5638 (1852 amino acids)
Biological process (GO): tRNA methylation
Cellular component (GO): cytosol
Source: RefSeq, a predicted model, not a curated record